Messenger RNA from Drosophila innubila, 1693 nucleotides. RefSeq lists its product as uncharacterized. Bases 196 to 1029 code for a protein of 277 amino acids. Lineage: Eukaryota; Metazoa; Arthropoda; Insecta; Diptera; Drosophilidae. The transcript has 5 exons. The record is from RefSeq and is a predicted model, not a curated record.
CAGUGUUCAACAAGUAGUAGGAGCAACAGUUGCCCCAAUACAGUGACUCCCAAUCCGGAAAGUGGCUCAAGUGUGCGGAUUAUUUCAAACAACCUGCAGAGAGAGCGGGGAGAAGAAAACUCGCUAAUCCCGAGGACAACAGUCAGGACACACACAGCAAAGAAAAAAGAAAAUAAGAAAAGACAAGAAAACGUCAUGAAGCCCGACAUAUUAACGCUCUGCAUUGUGGCAACGACGAUCCUGGCCAGCACACGUCACGUCAUCGGCUUUCUGACUUCCCAGACAUCGGGGGCAUCUCCAGGUUCAGCUCUGGAGCAGCAGCAGCAACGGCAAGAUGGGAUUGGAGAAGGAGGAGACGAGGAUGUUGUGAUACAACCGCGACGACACUUGGACGCAACGUUGGAACGUAAUGUUUACGAUCCUGGCGAUGAACUGUUGCACGCUCUGAAUCAGGAGCUGGGAAUGGCCAUGUCUCCGGAGGAGGCAGACUAUCCGAAUCCCAAUUCGAUUUCUAACGCGAAUGCAAAUGCGAUAUACAAUGAGGUAGAGGUGGCCAACAAGUUCGACAUGCUGAAGAAGAUGGAGGAGGAUUUGCGUUCUGAGCAGGAACUAGUCGACAAAUCCGCUUUGCUCAUGAAAAUGCUCGAGGAUCCAACAUUGGACACGCUGCCUCUUGUCUAUGUGGAGGAGGAAGAUGAGGACGAACCGGCAGCAAUUACUGACUAUCCGCAGCUGGAAAAUGGAGUCCAAAGUCUUGUACUUGGCCAAAAUAAGCCGAAACGUUCGCGAUAUUAUCGUCGUUAUCCCUGGAAGCGUCACAAUCGAAACCGCGGUUCUUACAUGAAUUCUAUCAACAGCAACUAUGAACCGGAACUGCGUUAUGCCUGCACACCCAGCAAGGAGGAUAUCUUUAAGCUCCUGGUCAAUCUGCAUGAGAAUCGCAAGGGGAAUCACAGCAAGACGGUCAACUUUUGUAAUCGCAAGCGUCCUGCCAAGGCGGUAUUCACCAAUAUACGAUUCCUGGGCUAGAUCUGAAUACUGGAUAUAAAAAAAACGAAGAUUUGUACACACUGACACACACACACACAGACACUGGAUCACACACAUAUGUAUACCAAGCAUCAAUUGUAUAUUGCUGACAAAGUCAAGCGCGAAACUGGAGAACAACAAGCACUAACAAUUAGUUAACUAACUACAACUUAAACUAAAACUUAAACUAACCAACAACUAAAUAUUUAGACAUCCCGCACUUAGUAGCAAUUUUACAUAAUCGCACAUUUCCCCAACUUUUCCCAACAAAGCUAGAAAAUUACCUAGAAACAAAUCCACCCUCUUAAUGUGUUGUAUAUAUACCGAAAUAUAAAUAUAUAUAAAGUUUUUAGUAUUGUGUGUGGGUUUAUAUGUUAUUAUUAGCAAGUUUAUAACUUUUUGUCGACUUGUCAUAUCAUUAAAAAAGCGUCAAUCGGUGUCGGAAUUAUUGUUACUUUUAUUAUUAUUACGAAACUUUCCUAGAAACUGGGCCAAUUUUAAAAGCCUGCGUUGAAGCUAAUUAUAAAUAUGGAGAAAACAAAACCAAUAUCAAUGUGUAUAUAUGUAUACUUAAUAAAUAAUUCCUAUAAUAUAUAUACCAUCUGUGUAUGUACUUGUUUGUAAGAAUCAAGAAAUCUUUAUGCUAAUAAACAUAUGAGAUAUA